Plectropomus leopardus (leopard coralgrouper) is the source of this 1580-nucleotide messenger RNA. It is a transcript of the gene anxa3b, whose product is annotated as annexin A3b. Gene Ontology annotation, molecular function: calcium ion binding; calcium-dependent phospholipid binding; phospholipase inhibitor activity. The record is from RefSeq and is a predicted model, not a curated record. Gene Ontology annotation, cellular component: plasma membrane; nucleus; vesicle membrane. Lineage: Eukaryota; Metazoa; Chordata; Actinopteri; Perciformes; Serranidae.
GCUGACGAUGGGCGUUGCCUCCUGAACUUCUCUGAAAGGUGUGACGAUUUUGUCUCGCUGCGAAAUUCCUCCUCUUACAUCUAUCUGUCCUCUCCCUGAGUUGAAGACAUUUCACUACAAGAGUAACAAUGUCUGUUUGGGAUGACCUGGACCUGCUCUUGGACUCCCCCUCCUCACUGACUGUGACAUCCAAUGUAAGAGGAACUGUGAAGGACAAGGUAAACUUUAAAGUGGAUGAAGAUGUGUCUGCACUAAGGAACGCCAUGGAGGGCCUUGGAACGACAGAAAAGACCCUAGUUGAGGUGUUGACACAAAGAAGUAACGCCCAGCGUCAGAUUAUUGCUAAGGCUUACGAGAAAACCACCGGAAGGAAACUAGCAGAUGACCUGGAGGGUGACACCCACGGAGACUUUGAGGACUUGUUGGUAGCCUUGAUAACGCCUCCUGCUGUCUACGACUGCCACGAGGUCAUCAAAGCAAUCAAGGGUGCAGGGACCACAGAGAGCACGCUGACAGAGAUCUUUGCCUCAAGAUCCAACAGACAGAUUGCGGCCUUGUCUGAAGCAUACCUUGCAGAAACUGGAAAAUCCCUGAUUCAUGACCUGCAGUCGGAGGUGUCUGGAGAUUAUGGCAAAGCGCUGCUCAUCUUGGCUGAGGGGAAGAGAGACGAGAGCACCAACGUGGAUUCUGCCAAAGCUAAAGCAGACGCUAAGGCUCUGUAUGAAGCAGGGGAGAACAAGUGGGGAACCGAUGAGGACAAAUUUAUCGACAUCCUGUGCCACAGGAGUAUUCCUCAGCUCCGACAGACUCUGGUCGAGUACAAGAAUAUCAGUAAGAAGACUCUGCAGGAGAGCAUCGAGAGCGAAAUGUCUGGAGACCUGGAGAAGCUACUAGUGGCUGUCGUUAAAUGUGUGAAGAGCGUUCCUGCAUACCUGGCUGAGAGGCUUUUUAAGAGCAUGAGGGGUGCGGGGACCACAGAGUCCACUCUGACCAGGAUAAUAGUCAGUCGCUCAGAGAUGGACCUGCUGGACAUCAGAGCAGAAUAUAAGAAGCUGUUUGGAUGCUCCCUCUACUCCCAGUUAGAGUCUGAAGUGUCAAGCGAUUACGGCGACGCCCUCAAACAUCUAUGUGGCCAAGACGAGUAACUCCUCCCAGCUCCACUGAUGAGAAACAUGUGGUACGAAGUACAGAUGGAAAGAACUGCAACUAAUCUGGACGACCAGUCAGACGACCUCAACAAUAGCAUCAUACUGAUAAACUCGUUUGAACUUAGCUGGAACGAACCAUCGAGAAAUACUUUUGUAUGUGGACUCCCACUGACUGACUGUUUAAACCACAGUGCUGUCAAGACUGAAUAUUAACACACACACGGAUAAUAAUAAUGGAAAUGGGGUUGCUGUUGAAAUGUCUCUGAAUUUGUAAAAAUGUUUGUAUUCAACUGAUAGAUUUUAACUCCCCAUUUCUUAUAUUUUUUUCUCUCUUUCAUACUCUUAACAGAAAUUGCCUAAAAGCUGGCACAUAAAUAACUGAUGUAACCAUACAUGUAACGUUAAAUAAAAUAAAGACACUGUAUUCUACUA